AUGGAGAUUAGUUCAGAACAUUCUGCGCCGAGGAGGAUAAAGCAUAAGCCGUUUCAUAAGUGGUCGCCAAGUGUACUGAUCGAAGCUUUAAAGGACAAGUUUGCAACUCAGUCUAAUUCGGUGCGAAGGGCGUUCCGAGAAGUUGCCCAGCCCGGGUGCACCCCGGUGCAAUAGUUCAUUUCGUUUCACAAGCAGUAGCGGCCCCUGUUAAUGCAGGCAAGAUCGAAUUACAAAGCCGCAAAUUCGUCGUCUUUUGCACAACUUGAAUCUCGUGGGAGUGGGCCCGAAAGUUUUGACAGAAGUGUUCAAUACAAUAGAUGUUGAUAGAAAUGGGUCAAUCGACUAUCGAGAGUUCAAGGACGCGUUCGGAGAAGGCAUCUGUGGUGGUGGAUAUGAGGGGAUGGAUGUUUUCCAUGGCGAAAAGUCUCAUAUUGAAAAUAUUAAAAACCGCUGUCUACGCAACAGCCCACGGAAUAUGAAGUUGGAAACUGCAAUCACAGAAUUGCGCACUCGAAUGGCAACUCAGCACACGAAGGUCAAGACAGCAUUUCGAGCACUUGAUCGAGACAGCUCUGGCAAGUUGGAGAAGGGAGAACUUCUAUUGCUGCUGAAAAAUUAUCACAUUAAAUUACGCGACGCGGAUGUAGAUAAACUAAUUGCACGUAUUGACACGGAUAAUUCUGGGAAAGUAUCUUAUCGAGAAUUCAACAAUUUUUUCGGAUCAGAUAUAGCGGGUAGCGCCUUUGGCAACAGCACGGCGAUGAAUUCGGGAUUGGGGAGGAUAGAGGAUAAAUGCUGUUUUGAACGAAAUGAACAAUUAUACAAGAAAAAUAGCUACCAGCGCCACCAGAAUUGGACCACAACUGACUUCAUGAAUGCCAUGGAGUCAAUCCUAAUGACUCGAGCUCGUACUGUACGACGUAUCUUUCGAAUAGCAGACGUGGACAAAUCUGGCUGUAUCGAUGCAAAAGAAUGGCACAAUGCCCUCAGCCAAAUGAACCUUGAAAUGUCUCAUGAGAAGGCGAAGCAAUUCUUUGAUGCCCUGGACAAGAAUGGUGAUGGCCUUAUAAAUUAUCGCGAAUUUGUUGCCGCUUUCGGAGACAUCGUUGCAGGAUUUCGUGAUACUGGGAUUAUUUCUAGCGCCAGCCCGCGACUAAAGCAACAAGUCGAGUUCGGAAAUUCCAUGUGCCAGCCACGGCUUGAGUCGAAGAUGCCUCGAUACACAGUAAGUCAGAUUAGGGAGGUAGUUGCCAGACGCUUGGGUGGUAAAUAUACUUCGGCAUGCUCUGCUUUUCGCAACCUAGAUUUAGACAAGGACAGUUCCCUCGACAAAGAGGAGUUCAGGCAUUUUAUCAAAUCGCUGAAUAUUGAACUUCAUGAUGAAGACUAUGAAAUGCUAUACUGUGAGCUAGACCGUGACAAGAAUGGUAGUAUCGACUAUAAAGAAUUUUUGUUUUGGUUUGGAGAGGCCAUCUGCGGUGCACCUUGGCAAGCAAAUCAAUCGACAGGCCUUUGCACGCGUGGUAUCCCUCACACUGCUAAUCGAAUACCCGAACCAUGGCUUUUAUCCAGCGAGGAAGCUCUACGACUAUUGCAUAUCAAGCUCACUGAGACAUCAACCUCGGUCAACAAGGUUUUCAAGCGAUAUAAUAAGGACCGUGCUAGUCAAUUAUGCAGGAAACAAUUCAAGAUGAUGUUUGACAACUACCAUCUGCAUGUUAAUGAUGACAUUGUCCGGGAGAUUGUAAAACACAUACAGCGGACUCAUGGCAAGUUCCCAGCGGAUGGCAAUGGUAUCACCUUCCCACUAUUUGUCAGGGAAUUUGGGAAAUCCAUAGCGGGCGGGGCCUAUGUUGGUGUCGUUGAUCACAAUUCUAAUUCAACAAGAAACUGCAGAGAUAUAAAGCCGACACCAAAAUGUACUGCAAAACAGGCACGCGCAUUGCUCAUAGACAAGCUUGUCACGAACUUCAAGCACAGUCGGGCAGCCUUCACUCGAUUAAAUAUUGCUAGUUGUCAUGCCAUGAGCAGAGGAGAACUCCGAAAUGCUUUAACCUGCUAUCACAUCCACCUCGACGACGAUGCGUUUGGUGAGUUUGUACAGGAAUUUGACAAAGACAAUAAUGGAGUCAUUGACUUCCGCGAGUUUCUCUCUGUUGUUGGCGCUGACGUCAGUGGGGCUUCAGACAAUGGCCUUAGUGUCACAAUGCAGGCAGCUGACGACCAACAAAAGGCAAGGUUGAGGAACCUGCACAAGCAACUAGCCCAUCAAAAUUACCAUAGCUCUGACUCGGAUACCGAUUCUAGCGAGCACCAACAAAACUCUCCCCACGAAGCAAAAAAUGAUCAUGAGGUGAAGCUUAGUAAGGACAAUGAGACAUGCAAAGUUGCCAGAAAAAGGUGCCAGCUAGAUUUAGCUAAGUCUCGGCAAAACAAGUGUCCGCCAUUGCCAACUAUCUGGGAUCUAUCUGGCCUCAAGACCUCAGAUGCACGGCAGGUGCCAGUAGGUCACGCGGCUCUCCAUCGCAAACACUGGCGCAUCCCUCCUUCACGUCCUCUCCAGCGAGUGAUUUCAGGGCCUCUCAACAUGACCCAUUGUCGAAGGUGAGACAUUGGUAGAGCUUGAGCUCCGAGCUUCUGUGGUAUCUUACAUCUUGAUAUCCAGGAGCGCGCAAACAAUCACUUGUCCGAGGUGGCUGGCAAACACUUGUGCAAGGUCACUGGAGGUGACGUUGUUGAUGUGGUAUUCGUUUCCGACCUGGCGCAAAGCCACCGGCGAGCGCCAGUCAGCGGGCAGUUUGUGACGGUGCGCACCAAAAUUCAAGGGCCGGCAGGCUUGGCCGGCUGUGCAAUGGCCUCUCGAAGUACCUGCAGCUCGUUUCAAUUCCAGCCAAGUAACUGUGCCGGUCGCAACUUUGUUUUGAGGCCCACUCGACCCCUCACCACUGGACCUCUAGUGGCCUCCGAGAAAAAGACCUGGGCGACCUGUCAGGCUAGUCUAGCACCCAGUACGCGAGUCCCGAGUACUGAUCCGAUGUCAGCAGCCGUCCGUUCAGGUUUAAGACGACGCCCGAGUCCGGUUCAAAAUAAGGAACCCUGAAAUAAGGAGCCUUCCUUUAGGUCUCUACUUUAGGUCGUUGCUCUCAAGUAGCCUAGGCCAAGAGAGACUCGGAGUCUUGACCUUCUCAGGCUGGCCCGGGUUACGUGUGGAGCCUGAGCCUGAGCCUGAGAGGUGGAGGCGGCCCGGGACAGGGGGAGUGGAGAGGUCAGAAACCCACAAACCAUCAAUGACUCACGCUAGCGAACCCGAGCCAGCGAGCUAACGAAAAAAUUUAACACCCGUGACACUCUCACUCUUCACGGAUUUUUUUUUUCGGAGGUUGCGCAGUUGUUUCACUCCACAAGGGCCCUUAUUAUCUCCAGUGCAGAAAGAGGGAUGAGCGAUACACGACUAGAAUGUCGUUUCUACGAAGAGCCAUUUCCAGAGGUCGAAUCGCUCGUGAUGGUGAACGUGAGAAACAUUGCGGAAAUGGGCGCGUAUGUGACUCUACUUGAGUAUAACAACAUAGAAGGAAUGAUCUUGCUUAGCGAGUUGAGCCGACGCCGAAUCCGUAGCAUCAACAAGUUAAUCCGAGUAAACAGAAACGAGGUGGUA
Messenger RNA from Pelagomonas calceolata, 3655 nucleotides. NCBI's taxonomy places the organism in Eukaryota, Pelagophyceae, Pelagomonadales, Pelagomonadaceae. The record is from the annotation of a GenBank genome assembly.